Messenger RNA from Trachemys scripta elegans, 744 nucleotides. RefSeq lists its product as uncharacterized. The record is from RefSeq and is a predicted model, not a curated record. The transcript is spliced from 9 exons. Gene Ontology annotation, molecular function: lipid binding. Lineage: Eukaryota; Metazoa; Chordata; Testudines; Emydidae. The coding region runs from base 1 to 744 and encodes 247 amino acids.
AUGUUAAAGGUCUGCAGUAUUCUCCUCUUCUGCGCUCUGCUGACCCUGCCUCAAGACUCACAGGGCUACAGGCCGGAGCUGAUAAUCAGGCAGAAGGCUAAUGAGAAAGAGUUUCUAGACUUGGUGUCCCACGUGCUCCAUGGGCAAAGUCCUGCGGACGAGCAGCUCAACGGUGACCCUGGAGGGCAGCUGCCAGGUGCCGGAGGCACGCCCAUCGCAGGAAGCCAGCCAUCACUCCUCGGCAGCCUGCUGUCUGCGGUGGGCAGGCUGUUAGGUGAAAUAAUUGAAGUUGAAGUGCUCAAGAACAUCACCAUUGCAAUCAGAAGGGGAGAUCCCAGCCUCGUCCUUGAGGACUGCAAAACCCCUCUUGGUUACAUGGACAUCACAGUUCUGAAAGCAUCUUCCCUGCCCCUGGAGAAUGAACUCCUGACCCUCGUAAUGCGUGUACUGGACAGAACCCUUCCUCAGAUCCUGCAGAAGAUUCUGUGCCCACUGAUCAGUGCUGUCGUGUCCAGCGUGGAUGGAACAUCAUUAAGCACAGCAAGACUUGCGACGUCCCCUCCAGGAGGAAACAGCCCAUCUUCCGUCUUUAAAGUGUCGUUUAAUCCCGACGUCAUUGUGCUAGAACUGACCGGUCGCAGUCUGAUUGAACAAAUACCGCCUCUGCUUCCUGAAAAUACCACUGAGGAUGAACAUCCGCAGGAUGAAAUAAAUGCAACCCUGCUGCCUGUCCCCCAAGGCUGA